Molecule: messenger RNA, 2014 nt
Organism: Vitrella brassicaformis
Lineage: Eukaryota; Vitrellaceae
Source: the annotation of a GenBank genome assembly
AUGAAUGCGAUCCUUCUGAAGCAUCGCGAGCUUUGCAGCUGCGAUUUGGAGAUCUGGCACUUCAUUCUCUCUUGCCUCCAGAUCUGUGCGGCACCAGGCUUCUUCACCUUACCGAGUGCUCUGCCUGCCUGCUCAACUCGCCAUAGACGGAAAACUCGAAAGAUCAGCAUCCAUCAGGUGAGAAGAAGCGAAUGCAGUGCUGUGUCGGGCCAUCAUUGUCCCUGCACGAAUGCCCUACAGGUUCCCACCAUGCUGUGGGAGAUGUCAUGUGUGCUGAUCUUCUUGUUGGCUCGCCUGUCGAGUGGUGGUGCAUUCAUUAUUGCCCCAUCUGUCAACGCCCUGAGCGACGCCACGCCCUUUCUGGGACUCAGAGUGGGCACCUCACUGACAGACAGAUCUGGAUUGACGCUGACAUUGGUUGGAUGUGUGCUGAGCUGACUGCGGUGUGGGUGGUGGCUGUGCGUGCAGAGGUCCGGCCGCAGGAGCAUCAAGAUGUCCUCUCAUCUGCACUACGUGUCGCCGCUUAAAGAAGUGCCAACGGUACGGACGCGUGAACCCCUCCCCGCCCCCUCCACACACACACACACACACACAGCCAAAAGGUUUGCGCAUCGACCGCAUGGUUUGGUGUGUCUGUGUGUGUCUGUGUGUCUGUGUGUGUCUGUGUGUGUGUGUGUGGUGAGUGCAGCACCCUGACGAGUCGUUCCGGCAGCGUUGGGAGGAGGUCAUCUACAGUGAGCAAGACCGCAUUUGCGAGGCCAUUGCGGCGGUGGACGGGACGGCCUUCAAGGAGGACUCAUGGCAGCGGGGCGACAAGGGCGGCGGCGGCCGCACACGAGUCCUUCAGGGCGGCAAGGUGUUCGAAAAGGGCGGCGUCAACGUCAGUGUGGUGUACGGGAAGCUGCCGCCGUCGGCCGCCCAGCAGAUGACCAGCCGGGGCCACAAGGACGUGGCGGGCGAUGUGCCCCUCAAGUUCUAUGCGGCGGGGCUCAGCCUGGUCAUACACCCACACAACCCCAUGGCACCCACCGUACACGCCAACUACAGAUUCUUCCAAGUGAGCCACACAAGACAGACAGACAGACAGACAAAUGGAGGGAUGGAGGGACGGACGGACGGGCAGAUCAGGGGAGGGAGAGGAAUACGGAAGGGAGAUGAGCAGAAGGCAGACAGCCAAGGGCGGAGAAAGUGUCGUGUCUUGCUGGUCUUGCUGUUGUGGUGUUGCCGUCUGCAAUUUGUUAAAUCAGCUGUUUAAUGCGGACACUGGUGAGCCGAUCACGUGGUGGUUCGGCGGUGGAUCUGACCUGACGCCCUCUUACCUGGUGGAGGAGGAUGCCGUCCACUUUCACCAGACGCUCAAGGACGCCUGCGACAAGCACGACCCCACUUACUACGCCAGGUUUAAGAAAUGGUACGUACAGUUGCGUGGCGCUGCUGACACACCAUCACAGGCAGAACAGACUACCAGUGGUAUCAUUCCUUCAUGUGCAGGUGCGACGAGUAUUUCCUGCUGCAGCACCGCGGCGAGACUCGCGGGGUGGGGGGGAUAUUCUUCGAUGACCUCAACGAGAGCGGCGACCCCGAGAAGAGCUUGGCCUUCGCCCGUGACGCCCUGCACUGCUUCGUCGACGGCUAUGUGCCGCUGGUUGAGAGGCACAAGGACGACCCCUACACGGACGAACAGAAGGCCUGGCAGCAGCUGAGGCGGGGGCGGUAUGUGGAGUUCAACCUCCUCUUCGACAGAGGCACCAAGUUCGGCCUGCAGACUCCCAACUCAAGUCAGCGUCAUGAUACACACACGGCAAGGAAGGCACCUUUGUGUGUGUGUGCAGGGAUAGAGUCGAUCUUGAUGUCGCUGCCGCUGACGGCUCGUUGGGAGUAUCAGCACAUCCCGGCGGAUGACUCGUGGGAGGGCAGGACCCUCGCCGUCCUCAAGAAGCCCGUCGACUGGAUCCCGCUGCAAGGCACACAAGAGGAGAAGGAACAGAGGGAACUCACCACUGCUGCCUCGUGA